Molecule: messenger RNA, 2607 nt
Organism: Aureobasidium subglaciale EXF-2481
Lineage: Eukaryota; Fungi; Ascomycota; Dothideomycetes; Dothideales; Saccotheciaceae
Exons: 3
Coding region: 1-2607 (868 amino acids)
Cellular component (GO): plasma membrane
Molecular function (GO): calcium-activated cation channel activity
Source: RefSeq, a predicted model, not a curated record
AUGUCCGACACCGGUGCAGGAAGUCACCGCGAUCAGUCGCCCUCAGCGUCGACUUUCUUGUCAACACUGAUCCCUGUUCUCAUCAUUGUAGCAGUUAUCCUCUCAAUCUUCCUGAUCCUUCGCCCGAAGUACAAGAGAGUUUACGAGCCGCGUACCUAUCUGCCGCUCCUCAGAAAAUAUGAGUAUACUCCACAGCCAUCAGACACCAAGUUUGGAUGGGUCAAAAACUUCCGCGGUCUCAAUGAUGACCACGUUUUGAUGCACUCUUCUCUGGACAACUACCUCUUCCUACGUCUUUUUAAGAUCCUCUUCACCAUCUGCUUGGUCGGUGCUAUCAUUACCUGGCCCAUUCUCUUCCCCAUCAACGCUACUGGUGGUGCCGGUAACAAGCAGUUCGAUCUCUUGUCAUUUAGUAAUGUCUCGAUCCCUAGCCACACCAACUACUACUAUGCACACGCCAUCCUUGCCUGGGUCUUUGUCGGGUUCGUCAUGGUUGUGAUCACUCGUGAGAUCAUCUACUUCAUCAGUCUUCGUCAAUCGAUCAUUACCUCCGUAGCUUACAGCAGUCGCCUGUCAGCCAGAACUGUCAUGUUCACCAAUGUCGACCAGGAGUAUCUCAAGGAAAGCGCUCUUCGUGAGCUGUUCACUGGAGUCUCGCGUGUCUGGAUUCAGCCCAACACCAAGGAACUCGAUGAUGUUGUCGGCGACAGAGACGAUGCUGUGACUAAGCUCGAGACUGCUGAGAACAAGCUCGUCAAGAAGUUCGUCAAGAACCACAAGAAGGCAGAGAAGAAGGGCAAGACCGAUACCUCCACCAUUGACCGUGAGAGCGGCCGUGUCGAAGUCGAUCACAAGAUCCGCCCCACCCACCGUCUUGGAAAGAUCCCGCUCAUUGGCAAGAAGGUUGACACCAUUGAUUGGGCCAGACCCGAGAUCACUCGCCUCAACAAGCAGGUCGACGAGGAGCUCGAGAAGACCCACAACGCUGAGAAGGUUCCCGCUGUGUUUGUCCAAUUCGAAACUCUCGAGCAUGCUCAGGCUGCUCACCGUCAACUCUCCAGCGGUAUGCAAAAGGUCAAGGGAGCCAAGCUCACCCCCAAGGUUGUUGGCGUCCACCCCAACGAUGUCAUCUGGGGCAACUUGAGCAAGAAGAACAUGGUCACUCGCAUGAUCCUAAUCGCCUCAACCAUCUUCGUUGUUCUCAUGAUCGUCUUCUGGGCCAUUCCUGUCGCUUUCGUCGGUGUCAUUUCCAACAUCAAGACUCUCGAGACCAUUUCCUUCUUGACCUGGAUUUCCAGCAUCCCCGACGUCAUCCUGGGUGUCAUUACUGGUCUGUUGCCUGCCGUCAUGCUUGCCGUGCUCAUGGCUUUGGUACCCAUCGUUCUGAGACUGCUGGCUGGUAUGUUCGAGCCUACCAGAUCAACCGUUGAGUUGAGAGUUCAAGCUUGGUACUUCUCCUUCCAGGUUGUUGAUGUCUUCCUCGUCACCACUUUUUCAUCUGGAGCUGCCGCUGUCGCAAAGCAGAUUGUCAACAACCCGGGAUCUGCACCAAUGUUACUUGCCAGCAACUUGCCUCUCGCAUCCAACUUCUACACUGCCUACUUUGUCGUUACCAUGUUGAACCAGGCCGCCAUGCUCGUACUCAACAUUGCCCCUCUGCUGUUCAUUGCCUUCCUCGGCAACAUUCUUGACUCGACUCCUCGCAAGGUCUACAACCGUUACACCAACUUGAUCGGUCUCGGUUGGGGUUCCGUCUACCCUGCGUACGCCAUGCUCGGUGUCAUUGCCAUCGCAUACUCCUGCAUUGCCCCUCUGCUCCUUGGAUUCGCAACUGUCGGAUUCGCUCUUCUGUACUUUGCCUACCGUUACCAGCUUCUUUACGUUGUCGGCAACGACUCCAUCGACAUGAAGGGUCGCGCCUACGCUCGUGCCAUGCAACAGAUUACCGUUGGUGUCUACCUCCUCGAGUUCUGCUUGAUCGGUUUGUUCGCCAUUGGUGUUGCCGAGGACAGAGCGGCUCUUGGUCCUCUAAUCAUCACCAUCAUCCUCGCCGUCUUCACCAUUGUCUACCACGUCAUCUUGAGCAAGACUCUUGGACCCAUUGUUGACGGUCUUGAGAUGAUGCCAGGAAGUGAAGACCGUAGCAGAGCCUUCUCAGCUGCACCCACUGAGAACAUGGAGGAGGGCAAGCCUAGCACUACCAGCAACCGCGAGACCUCUCCUACUCUUGCUGGAUCGACCGACUCCCCCAAGCCCAAGUCAGGUCUCAAGGGCAAGCUCCAGCACUUCUUCUUCAGCUCGCGCUUCGCCACGAAGUGGCUGACUGUUCAGAAGGAGCUCGCAUCUCACUUCAACGAGCCGAUCCGUCCUUACACCCAGGAAGAGCUCGAGUACGCCUUUGUGCCCCCAAGCAUGCUCAACGAGCAGGCCAUUGUGUGGAUCGCCCGUGAUGAGUACGGUCUUUCUUCGCAAGAGGUUGCUGGCUGCAAGGAGCACGACGUCCCUGCUACUGAUGAGGAGGCUACCCUGAACGAGAAGGCCAAGAUUGAGUGGAGCCAGGAGAGAAUCCGCGAGGCUCCUGUUUACGAGGAGAAGAUUCCCUACUAA